GGUUUCCAUUAGCUAGGGCAAAAACCAGAGAAGAACCAAGAGGAAGAAGACGAUGGAGGGAGGAGGAGGAGCGACAUCAGAUGCUGUUGGCGACAAAGAACGAUCUUUACCUGCUGAAAUUGCUAUUGCUACUGCUAAAAAUGGUUUAUGGGGAGCUGCUUUCGGUGCUUUGUAUAGUAGGAUUCCAACUAAGCGUGUUACUCUUCAGACUCCUUUAAUUUCAGUUCGUAAUGUCGCUGUUUUAGCUGGUGUCUAUGGAGGUACGAUGUGUGCUAUGAGAGAAAUCAGAGGGAAAGAGAAAGACGAUACCAAGGCUUGCAUGGUGGCAGGUUUUACUUCCGGAUUCACGUUUUACUUGGUUGCGAGGAGGCCUUCUACUCUUAGAGUACCAACUGCUGCAAUUGGAGUAGGGCUCUUCUUUGCAGGUUUUAAUGGUCUUCUGCAUGAGGUAGAUGGCCGUAUUCGGGGUACAGCAAUGGAGGAUACACAUGUUUUCGGAGCUAGAAAAGGCUGAAAUCCCUGUUGGAGCAAGGAUUCUAAUACUGAACCACAUUGAAAGGGAUCCUGGUUUUCGAAAGAUGUGGGGAAGCUGAAAACAUACAUGUGUGACUGAUGGUGAACAAUUGAGUUAUAUAUAUUAUGUAAAGGGAUAUAAGCUGUUGUUGGGUGAAUUACGAACCUUUCACUAGUAAGUUCUACUAAAUUUAACUUAUAGUUAGUGGUAAUAGUAGGUAUAACCAUGUAGUUGAAAACACAAUGAUCUUAGUAUGUAAUGGAAAGCUUUUGUCAUGAGUUGAAGUU
Papaver somniferum (opium poppy) is the source of this 801-nucleotide messenger RNA. RefSeq lists its product as uncharacterized. The record is from RefSeq and is a predicted model, not a curated record. Lineage: Eukaryota; Viridiplantae; Streptophyta; Magnoliopsida; Ranunculales; Papaveraceae. Bases 53 to 514 code for a protein of 153 amino acids. The transcript has 5 exons.